Silurus meridionalis is the source of this 1035-nucleotide messenger RNA. Its product is annotated as pancreatic secretory granule membrane major glycoprotein GP2-like. The record is from RefSeq and is a predicted model, not a curated record. Bases 181 to 1035 code for a protein of 284 amino acids. The transcript is spliced from 8 exons. NCBI's taxonomy places the organism in Eukaryota, Metazoa, Chordata, Actinopteri, Siluriformes, Siluridae.
GGAGGAUCUCAGACAGCAUGGUGCAAUGUGAGAUGUGGUCACUGAGACCAACAUGAUGAACCCUGUAAGCUUCUGAACUGUAGUGAGAAUGAAUUUUGUGGGGAGAAAAAUGGCACUCAUGGCUGCUUCUGUAUUGUGGACCAUCCCAGACCAAACCCUGAUUAUUACGAUGCCACUGAAAUGUGUGAUGGCAGAUCCGGCACCAUGUCUCUGUCCCGCUGUCAGCUGUUUGAAGCUGGAUUUCCUGAUAAUAAACUUCACUUAAAUGACCCCAGCUGCAGAGGAACAGUCCAAAAUGACAGACUUAUUUUCCACUUUGAUUAUGAUAACCACCUCUGUGGCACACAUCUCACGGCCAAUGGCACCCAUAUCAUCUAUGAGAACCGAAUCCUAGGGGAGCUGGACACAGCAGGGGGCAUUAUUCACAGGAAGAAAAGAAUGGAACUUUCCUUUUCCUGUGUGUAUCAGCUCAAUAAGACAUUAAGCAUGGACACAGAGCUUAACCCUAUUCAGAGCAUUGUUAACAGGCAUAUUCCAGAUGGAGUGGGCAUGUACCAGGUCACAAUGAUUCCCUAUAUGGAUGCUGGCUUCUCUCACCCUUACACUGGCAGUGUGAAUAUAAUGGUGGGCGAAUCAAUCUACAUAGAAGUCUCUGUUCAAGGAGUGGACAGUCGUCAGAUUGCCCUGGUGAUGGAUACAUGUUGGGCCACACCUGUAAAUGAAAAGCACUACCCUGUCUACUGGGACCUGAUUACUCAAAAGUGUUCUAAUCCAAAAGACCGCACAGUCAAGGUUCUCAAGAUUGGUUUAUCCACAACUGGACGAUUUUCUUUCAAGAUGUUUUCUUUUCACAAAGAUGAACCCAAGGUCUUCCUUCACUGCAACAUUCACCUAUGCCUGCUGAAAGAUCAGAACUGUGCAGUGGUUUGUCCCACUAGAAAACACGGCCGUCCAGGCAGAUCUACAAACAUCCAUGAAAGUGCCUCCAUCUCCAUUGGGCCUUUUAUCUGGUCCACUAAAAACAAAGGCUUUUAG